Coccidioides immitis RS is the source of this 1488-nucleotide messenger RNA. Its product is annotated as ribonuclease P complex subunit Pop4. Gene Ontology annotation, cellular component: ribonuclease P complex; ribonuclease MRP complex. The coding region runs from base 277 to 1029 and encodes 250 amino acids. Lineage: Eukaryota; Fungi; Ascomycota; Eurotiomycetes; Onygenales; Onygenaceae. Gene Ontology annotation, biological process: rRNA processing; tRNA 5'-leader removal. The transcript has 2 exons. The record is from RefSeq and is a predicted model, not a curated record. Gene Ontology annotation, molecular function: ribonuclease P RNA binding.
CUCGACGGCUUUAUAUUCGAAUAUAGUUGAAUCUGGGAGGAGAAUCUACCAAACGCGGGGAAAUGUGAAGAUGCCGAGGGGAUUUGGCAGAUUGAAGUCCGUCUCGAGAACACGGGAUGGCUUGCGUUGAGCUUAAAGUCUUAGCGCGCUUUGACGGCUUGAAGUCAUCGCGAGAAAAUCAGGACGGUCGUCUCGAAUCUGCUGGCAACCUAUUCCACGCUCUUGAUCCUGAAAAAUAUUCGACCUUAGAAGCAAGACCAAGUUACAUACAUCAGCAUGGGGACGCCACGGUCAUCUUCCAACCAAGUCCAAUCUCACGCCGCUCACCGGCUUCUCUCCCGCGCCCAUUCCCCAGACACAGCGGAGCAGCUAUUCGCCGAGAAGGUGAAAACCAAACCCCUUUAUCUGCGACCUACCUCGCCUACUCCAGCGGAUAACCGGGAACGGAGACGUCUACAUCGUCUACGGAAGAAAGGGUACUUUCUACGCAGGCAGAAACCCAAACCGCUUACGGCGCGAGAGAAGAGAGCUCUCGGUGUCCAUGAUUUACCAAAAGAAGAAAUCAAAUACGACAUCUUUAAAAAAUUGAAUGACUUAUGGGUGGAAUACAUGUGGGAGAUUCUGGAUUUGAAGAAACCCACGAAUAAAGGCGCGAAUACGGGACAGAUUAUCACUGCUUUGGCACACGGCGCCAAGCUAGCAAGUGCGGAUUUUCAUGGUGCAGAGCUUCGAGUCGUUAGGAGCCGCUGCGUUAGUCGGGUAGGCGUCAGAGGCAUCGUGGUUCGGGAUUCGAAAUUCGCGUUUGUGCUUGUCACGGAAAAAAAUGAAAUGAAGACAAUACCAAAGGAGCAUACGGUCUUCAGGUUCAAAAUUCCAGUACCUACCGGACCGUUUGUAGAGGAUGAACAAUCUCAGGCACCCGAGACUCUAAAAGAUUUAGUAUUCGAGCUUCAUGGAAGUCAGUUCGAGAAUCGCCCUGCGGACCGAGCAAAUAAGAAGUUCAAAUGGAAGAACCUCAAUUAUCUAUGAAAGACCUUUCUGAAAAAAUUUGGGUUGAUAAUGCAUUGUGGCGACCUGCCCCGGGAAUUGAUUGGUCUAUAUUACGUCUCCUGUUGGGUUCCACUAUGGGCAUCGUGUUUAGCAUCAUGAAGCCACCCUUUCCCUAUGAAUAGGAGAUUCUCCCCCUCGAGUUUCUGGUCAUCCCACAACAACUUCGCAGGCAUCCUUGGUUGAUGUGGGAUGUAGUUUUUCGGUGGUGAGCAUAACACACCACGUGGAGGAUCAAGCUUCGAACCUCUGCCUAUCCAAGCAAUAAUGUCGUCGCACAGGCACCUGUCUUCUCUUGAGAGAGUUUUGGAUGUUCAGCACCCUUCUCGCUGACUCCACAGCAAUUUGAUUCUGCGAGGAGUCUCCUUGAUAUAUUCAUCAAGGACUAUGGCCUCGAACGAGCAACAGAAAGGGGUUACAAGCCUGCAAAAUUGAUACACG